AUGGCGGCGCCCGGAGCCGGGAGGGUAGCGGCGGCGGCCGCGAGGGCGGCUGUCAAGCCGAUCUUCAGCCGGGACUUGGCGGAGGCCAAACGGCGCGUGCGAGAACUGUAUAGGGCUUGGUACCGAGAAAUACCAAACGCUGGUGAGGAGGCGCGGCUGCAGGCGAGCGACCUCCGCCUCAAGGUCGCGUCCUGAGGGGGACGGGCGGGAGGGCGUCGUCGCGGGCUGCGCCCCCUCCCCAAAUUCCCCCGCUUCCCCGGACUCCCUUUCCUUUGAGGCCGCUGCCGAGAGAGUGGCCUGCUCAGAACUAAAUCCAAGGGCCUGGAAGGCAGAUCGCUUCCCUGCUUCGACUGUUUCCCCCCUUCCCACUCGUGUCACGCUCCUCUCACACUUCGGGUCGCGCCAUCCCUGCCCACGGCGUUCAUGCCAUGGAUGUAGUUGGCACUCUGAUCUACACUGGGGACUGCGAGUACCCAAAGAAGGGUUGGUUCAGCGUUAGCGGCGGUUAGGAUACUAAGAUGGUGUGCCUUUGAUCCAUUCAGGAUAUCUGCCCACCAGUGGCGUGCGGUGACAUUUGUGGUAGGGGAACAAUUAGGCCAGGGGUCAGCAGACUUUUUCAGCAGGGGGCCGGUCCACUGUCCCUCAGACCUUGUGGGGGCGGGGGCGGGCUAUAUUUUGAAAAAAAUAAUAAUGAACGAAUUCCUAUGCCCCACAAAUAACCCAGAGAUGCAUUUUAAAUAAAAGCACAUACAGUGGUGCCUCGCAAGACGAAAUUAAUUCGUUCCGCAAGUCUCUUCGUCUUGCGAGUUUUUCGUCUUGCGAUGCACGGUUUCCCAUAGGAAUGCAUUGAAAAUCAAUUAAUGCGUUCCUAGGGAAGCCAGCCUUCAGACCAGGUCCGGGGACAGUCUGUCCCGGACCUCUUCUGAAGGCUGGGGGAGGCAAGGGCUUUUCUUCCCACCCCCAGCAUUUUAAAAACCCGGGACAGCGGAGGACUUCUCCGCUGUCCGGGCGAUCUUAAAAUGCUGGCGGGCGGCAUUUAAAAUCACCCCGGGACAGCGGAGGACUUCUCCGCUGUCCGGGAGCAAUUAAAGCCCCUGGGAAGGCAGGCAGGGGGACAAAGACUUUGCCCCCGCCAGCCUUCAGAAGAGGUCCUGGACCUCUUCUGAAGGCGGGCGGGCGAAGUCUUGCUCCCCCGCCUUCAAAAGCCCUCCGGGACAGGCAGGCAGGGGAGCAAAGACUUUCGCCCCCGCCCGCCUUCAGAAGGUCUUCCUCCCCCGCCCGGCCGGAGCACCGUUCCGAGCCGGGCGGCGGCGGAGGUCUUCCCUCCCCGCCCGGCCCGGGCACCGUUCCGAAGCCGGGCGGCGGCGGCAGGUGUUCCCUCCCCCGCCCGGCCCGGGCACCGUUCCGAAGCCGGGCGGCGGCGGCUGAGUGUUCCCUCCCCCGCCCGGCCGGAGGAGCCUUCCGAAGCCCGGCGGCGGCGGGAGGAGGUGUCCCCGCCCCGCCGCCAGGCUUCGGAGGAGGUCCGAGGACAGUGGGGAAGACGCGCUGCGCUUCCCCGCUGUCCCUGAGAUUUCCCUAUGGGCUGUCGUCUUGCGAAGCAAGCCCAUAGGAAGUUCGUUCUGCGAAGCGCCUCCAAAACGGAAAACCCUUUCGUCUAGCGGGUUUUCCGUCUUGCGAGGCGUUCGUCUUGCGGGGUACCACUGUAUUCUACUCAUGUAAAAACACGCUGAUUCCCAGACCAUCCGUGGGCUGGAUUUAGAAGGCGAUUGGGCUGGAUUCAGCCUCCGGGCCUUAGUUUGCCUACCCAUGAAUUAGGGCGUCAAUGUGCACCCACUCCAGGGGACAAGGUAGGGGUAAGAGGACAAACAUGAGGUUUACUCAAGAGCCGCUGCUAAGGAUGCAGCUGUGGCAGCUAUGUAAAGGCUGAAUUCCCCCCUUCAAACUCAAGCUGCCUGAUUAUUACUAUUUUUUAAACAGCUACCACACUGUAUCAGCUACCGUAAAAAUGUAUUUCUUAAAAAGAGCCCCUUUAUAAAGACCUGCUUGUGACAUCAAGGUUGUUCCAUGCCCUUUCUCCUCCUCACCCCCUAAGUGGUGAUGGUUGGAGUCCCCUGGCUGGCCUCUGCAUGGUUGGGGAAGACAGCAGCUGGGUGCCUCAACAAAAAGAAGGCACUGUUUUUGACCUUCAGGGUGGGAAGUGGUCUCUGCCCCACGUGCAUCACAUCGGAUGUUUUGCGUGCUGUGGGCUGUGCUGCUGCUGGGCGCUGUUUGGCAUAGGCAACCUGGAGGAAGGGAAGUGCUGACACCAACCAGGACAAAGGACUACAAGGAGUGUAGCUCUGUGCAAGGAGUUCAACCCUCUGAGCAGCUUGGGUAGAGCAGCUAAACGAAGAAAGAGGCUAAGUGAGUAAGGUUCAAGGAGGACUGGAGGAAGAGAAGGAAGGAGGAGGGAGCAUGGAGGGAGGUGUGUGAAUAUUUUACCAGGAACUUUGGGGAUUAGGCUAGUUCCUCCGUUCCACGGACUGUAUGCCACUGGUGCCAACCCUGGUGGCAUGUAUGGGGCGGUUCUUAUGGAGAAUAGUGUUGGUUCACACUACAAGAUGGGAGUAACAGUUACAUGUCACGAAAGCUUGAAGGACCUUGCUCAUGACAGCUGUGGGCUUUUGUCUUUCCUGUAACUUAAUGGGUUGUUAACACCUAUUAGAUCUUCCGUUUAAUUAGAGCUCGCUUUCCAUGGAAUGGAAUAAAACAGCCCACUAGUUGAACUGUGUUCAACUGGAGGCAGUAAAUGUGUAAAAAGUAACUUUUUAAGUUAAGACCUAACACUCAUUUUCUCAUAUUAUUUUUUGCUUAUCAUCUAGUGCAUCUAUACCAGCUGGACAUCUCUGUGAAACAGGGCCGGGAUAAGGUGCGAGAGUUGUUCAUGAAGAAUGCCCAUGCCACAGACCCUCGAGUUAUUGAUAUGCUCGUUAUUAAGGUAAAUUAAAUAACAUUUGCCUUAAAUUCAAAGCAAGCAUAGGAUGUCUGGUAUAUAGAGAUAAAAAGCAAAAGUAGUUUUCAGACCCCUGUAGAAAUGGAGAAGGGGGUGAAAGCCCAUAAUAGACUUAAGAGAAUGCCUCUUUCCAUCAUAAAUGAUACAUGACUUUUUCUUUAUGUAAGCUAAACCAUGUCUUGCAAAUAGGUGUGUCUCUAAAUGUGGGGUUUCAAACGCUGUGUCAUCACAGAAACAAUCCAUAUUCAUGUGGUCUUAUCCAAGUUUAGGAGAGAGCCUGCUUAUGUCCUUCCUGGCACAACUGGCUUGCCCCAGAGUGCUGACCAGUAGUGCCACCAUCAUGGAGCAUACGAGACUAUAGUUUUACUAUAUACCAAAGGAAUCAGUGUCCAAAUCUAAAUCUGAAGUGGCAGAACCUUUCGAAAUACCUCCCCAUCUGCUGUGUCUGCCUUGCUCCCAAUCUUUAAAAGUAUUUUGAGUCAGUAGCAAUGUGGUAAGGACAAUACCUUUGCCUACGGCUCACUAUAUGUUUCUUCAAGCAUACAGCAUGUAAAGCAACAGUUUCACAACGAACCUCCACUGUCAUGUCAUGUCCACUAAUUUGGUUCUUAAAAAUCCCAAUUUCAUAGAAACCUGAUAGUUGUGCGGUAUUAGCAUAAUAAAUUAUUGUAGUAACAGGCCAAUUUAAACACCUUUCGUCCUUUUCUGUCUGAUAUAGGGGAAAAUGGAACUCCAAGAGACUAUUCACGUAUGGAAACAACGGACCCAUUUAAUGAGGUAUUUUCAUGAGACAGAAUCGCCACGACCCAAGGACUUCCUGUCCAAGUUCUAUGCAGGCCAUGACCCAUGA
Molecule: messenger RNA, 3842 nt
Organism: Podarcis lilfordi (Lilford's wall lizard)
Lineage: Eukaryota; Metazoa; Chordata; Lepidosauria; Squamata; Lacertidae
Source: the annotation of a GenBank genome assembly